AUAAAUAGAGGAGAACUGCGUAGAUGGAGUGUCAGAACUUUAAGUGAUUCGAAAUAGAAACAAAAUGAAACUCCGGUCUUCUGUUUUCACAAUUCUUGCUCUGGUUUUAUCCUGUUGUCCAGAAUGGAGUACUGCACUGUUUUGGAAGUCCUGGAAGUCUGGCAGGGGACAUAGUGGUACUCAGAGCUAUGGAAGCAACUAUUAUGGCAGCUAUGGAUAUGGAAACCCAUCCUACGGAAGUUAUAGUUAUGGAAUCCCAAGCUCUGGGUAUGGAAGCUACGACUACAGCAAUUAUGCAGGAGGGUAUGGCUACAACUACCCAUCUUAUUCCGCGAACAAUUAUCCUAGGAAAGGAAGGAAGACAUCGGGUCAGCGACAGGGACGUACUUACUCCGAAAUAGCUAGAGUCCUAAAGCCAGAUGGCUAUGUGGGACUCGGGGGCUCUAGAUUUUUACCCCGGACACCUUUCUCCCCUCUUUGGGGUUAAGUUUCCGUAAUUAUCUUAAGAUCAUGUUCAUGUCUACAGUAUUAUCCAUUAAAAAAAUAAAACCAGCGAAAGUUACAUCUA
Drosophila ananassae is the source of this 568-nucleotide messenger RNA. Its product is annotated as prisilkin-39. The record is from RefSeq and is a predicted model, not a curated record. NCBI's taxonomy places the organism in Eukaryota, Metazoa, Arthropoda, Insecta, Diptera, Drosophilidae. The transcript has a single exon. The coding region runs from base 65 to 487 and encodes 140 amino acids.